AUGUUUUCGAUCCCUUCCAAGCUCCUUUCAAGUGUUUUUGGUAAAGACGAAGAACAAAAUUCUGCAGAGAACGAAAACCCCGACGAAGUUCAGCAGACACCAGCUUCACCAAUACCGACUAUUGAAGCUGCCGAAUUCGCUGUUCCCUCAAUCUCAACACCGAAAAUAGAGUCAUCGAAUCAUGAUGAAAAUCCUCCGACUUUUCCACUUGUUGAUGGUCCACAACGUGUAAAGUCAUCGUCGAAUUUUCUGUCCACAACUAGUACAAAGGCAACGUCCCUCGAAAAAGUAAACAAAUUACGAAAAAAAUUUGCUUUAGAACCUGGACAUUCACCUUUGGACUGGGCAAGGCUAAAAAAUAGCGAAGCUGAUCUGAGGGGAGUAACGGAAAUAAAAACCUACACAUUAGAAGAGUUAAAACAACAUAGGACGAAGGACGACGCUUGGACAGCGUUAAACGGUAAAAUUUACAAUAUUACGCCUUAUCUCAAAUUUCAUCCUGGUGGUGAGAAGGAAUUGAUGAGAGCGGCGGCAAAAGACGGAACAAAACUAUUUAUGCAAACGCAUUCUUGGGUAAAUUACGAUUUUAUGUUAGAUAAAUGCUUUGUGGGAUAUUUAAAUGGCGAACAGCAUUCUCUACCGCCAUCAUCAGAAAAUAAUAAUCGAGAUUAA
Molecule: messenger RNA, 672 nt
Organism: Acaulospora morrowiae
Lineage: Eukaryota; Fungi; Glomeromycota; Glomeromycetes; Diversisporales; Acaulosporaceae
Source: the annotation of a GenBank genome assembly